This is a messenger RNA of Bombus pyrosoma, 351 nucleotides long. RefSeq lists its product as uncharacterized. The record is from RefSeq and is a predicted model, not a curated record. Bases 1 to 351 code for a protein of 116 amino acids. Lineage: Eukaryota; Metazoa; Arthropoda; Insecta; Hymenoptera; Apidae. The transcript has 3 exons.
AUGGCUGACUGUAUGAACGUCGACGUACCAGUGGUGGGUACACCGGAUACGAAGAAGGGCCAAAAAUACUAUCAACGAUUCGUGUCGCUGUCAGACGUUCGUUCACGAUCACAGGGCACCCUUUGCAAGUUCACGCAAGAGGUUCGCGUUGUCUCAGAGAGACCGCUACGCCGCCCACGUCGUCGCCGAUUACCGGGAGGUAUACGUGAAAGGCGGCACGGACGCAAAUCCUGCAAUACGGUAGUCAGUAGGCGGUAUGGCCUACCAACAGGCGCAUACAGGUAUACGCAAGCUCUUUGUCGGACGGAGGUGGAGUACGGGUUAUAUUGGCGCCACCUCCUGCACGGUUAA